CUGGCUCGGCGGUCUUAACCAGAGUCUUCGGCUGGUGCUGCAAUUGGCACAAGUGCUGCCCUGUGCCAGGUGUCAUGGAAGGGCUGCUGACGAGAUGCAGAGCACUGCCCGCCCUGGCCACCUGCACCCACCAGCUCUCUGGGUACAUUCCCCACAGGUUUCACUGUGCCCCAGGGAGAGGAAAGCGCUUGGUGCUGUCCCACAUGUUCCAGCCCCAGAACCUUCGGGAAGACCAGGUGCUCUCGCUGGAGGGCAGAUCUGGUGACUUGACCUGUAAGAGCCAGCGGCUGAUGCUGCAGGUGGGCCUGAUCCACCCAGCAAGCUCUGGUUGUUACCACCUCCUGCCUUACACCGUUCGUGCCAUGGAAAAGCUGGUGAGGGUGAUAGACCAGGAGAUGCAGGCCAUCGGCGGGCAGAAGGUCAACAUGCCCAGCCUCAGCCCAGCAGAGCUCUGGCGGGCCACCAAUCGAUGGGACUUGAUGGGCAAGGAGCUACUAAGACUUAGAGACAGACACGGCAAGGAAUACUGCCUAGGACCAACUCACGAGGAAGCCAUUACAGCCCUGGUUGCCUCCCACAAGACACUGUCCUACAAGCAGCUCCCGUUCCUGCUGUACCAGGUGACAAGGAAGUUUCGGGAUGAGCCUAGGCCCCGCUUUGGUCUUCUCCGUGGCCGAGAGUUUUACAUGAAGGACAUGUACACCUUCGACGCCUCCCCAGAGGCCGCCCGGCAGACCUACAGCCUGGUAUGUGAUGCCUACAGCAGCCUGUUUGACAGGCUGGGGCUGCAUUGUGUCAAGGUCCAGGCAGAUGUGGGCAGCAUUGGGGGCACGAUGUCUCAUGAGUUCCAGCUGCCAGUGGCUAUCGGAGAGGACCGGUUUGCAGUCUGUCCCCGCUGCAGCUUCUCGGCCAACAUGGAGACACUGGACUCGUCUCAAAUGAACUGCCCUGCUUGCCAGGGACCACUGACCGACACCAAAGGCAUCGAGGUGGGGCACACGUUUUACCUGGGCACCAAGUACUCCUCCAUUUUCAAUGCCCAGUUUAUUAACAUCCAUGGCAAACCUGCCUUGGCUGAGAUGGGGUGUUACGGGCUGGGUGUGACACGAAUCUUGGCUGCUGCCAUUGAGGUUCUCUCGACAGAAGACUGUGUUCGCUGGCCUGGCCUCCUGGCUCCUUACCAAGUCUGCCUCCUCCCCCCAAAGAAGGGUAGUAAAGAGGAGGCAGCCACGGAGCUCACAGGGCACCUGUACGACCACAUCACAGAGGCGGUGCCGCAGCUUCGUGGGGAGGUCCUGCUGGACGACAGGACCCAUCUGACCAUUGGAAACAGACUGAAAGAUGCCAACAAGUUUGGCUACCCCUUUGUGAUCAUCGCUGGCAAGAGGGCCCUGGAGGACCCUGCCCAUUUUGAGGUUUGGUGCCAGAACACCAGUGAGGUGGUCUUCCUCACCAGAGAAGCAGUUGUGGCGUUACUGAGCCAAGUGCAGGUCGUCUGAGUGCCCCCAGCCCCGCUCACUGCACGGCGUGGAGUUCAUUCAGAUGCGGCCUUUCCUGUGCUUCUUUCUGGGGCAGGUCCCUCCAGAAACAGGGCUCAUGGAAGGUGAGCACAUGUCAGGAAAACCGAUUUUUAUCUCGUCAUUUAUUCACACUGUUUAUAUUUAAAGUCAUUCACUUGGUCCCCCUCUCUGGACUGA
Messenger RNA from Artibeus jamaicensis (Jamaican fruit-eating bat), 1697 nucleotides. RefSeq names its product prolyl-tRNA synthetase 2, mitochondrial (gene PARS2). The coding region runs from base 75 to 1499 and encodes 474 amino acids. The record is from RefSeq and is a predicted model, not a curated record. Gene Ontology annotation, biological process: prolyl-tRNA aminoacylation. The transcript is spliced from 2 exons. Gene Ontology annotation, cellular component: mitochondrion; cytoplasm. Gene Ontology annotation, molecular function: ATP binding; proline-tRNA ligase activity. NCBI's taxonomy places the organism in Eukaryota, Metazoa, Chordata, Mammalia, Chiroptera, Phyllostomidae.